Bactrocera oleae (olive fruit fly) is the source of this 8569-nucleotide messenger RNA. The record is from RefSeq and is a predicted model, not a curated record. NCBI's taxonomy places the organism in Eukaryota, Metazoa, Arthropoda, Insecta, Diptera, Tephritidae.
CUCUAUCAUGGUAUAAGAUGUUCUCUAUUUAGUGAUUGUUAGGAGUGAUUUUGUUGGUGGAAACGGGUGCAAAACAAAAAACAAACAUAAUUCAUUAAUUAUACCACACAUUAAAUAAAAAUUAUUCAAAUGAAUGUACUUAAAUAUUGAGUAUAUUGCUUAAUUAAUGUCUGAAAUGUUACUUCUCUGCGCAUUACUUCUUGCUCAACAAAAUGACGAGCAAAGUAGCAGUAGUGAUGAUGACACAGACUCCGAGGAAACUCAAAUAGCGAGUCGAAAACGACAGGAAUCUUCAACAAAUGAAACUGGUCAAAAUUCAGCUCAAAGGAGAUCAGAAAAAGUAACUUCAAAAACACCCACAAUAAUUAGAAACAAGGCCAAUGUCGUGCGGAAUACUAUCAAGCGACAUAAUAACUCGGACAGCUCGUCGGAAGAACAGAUAGUGAAAAGAAACAAAACUGAACCAACAUUUUCAAACACGGAUAACAAUUUGCACAAUAAAAAUUCAACCAAUGAUGUGAACACACGAGAAUCAACAGACGAUUGUUGCUCUGUUAUCAUAGCCCACAAAGGUUACCCAAAGACGAAACUUAGUGUCAGGGAAAUACGAAAAAUUAAAGAAAAUUUGUUGGCCGAAAUAGAUAAAACAGAAAACAUUGGAGCAAAUUUGGGAUUUUUAUCUUGCGUCCUAGAAGAUGGAUGGCUGUUACUUAACUGUCAAAACACAGGCAACUAAUAGCAUUGCAUUGCAAUCAAAAACAUUUAUCUGUUCGUUGAAUAUACCUUUGGAAGACGUUAUGCCGCCAGAUGCUUUAAAAUAUCGUUUGGCCAAGCAAAAUGUAGAUCUUUUAACGGAGGAAUGGUGCUUCCUGAACAUAGUGAAGAGUGAAGGAGGUGGUGAAUGUAUUAGCUACCGCAUAGAUGAGAAUUCAAAAGAUGUUAUAGAAGCGCGAGGAUGCAAACUUUUUUUAAAUUUCUCACAGAUAUCAGUACAAACAAUACCAAAUUAAAAGUUUCGGAAAUGUGAACUCAUAUUAACUUCUAAACUCCAGCUUAUGAAUAUAUAUUUUAUUUAAAGAAUUGUUUCAUGAAUAUAUAUAUGUGCAUAUAUUAUAUUUAAUUUUUAUAUUCAGUUAUAAGCAUUUUAAUAAAAUAUAUAAUCGCUCAUCAGUUUUCGUUGAAGCGGCUGAACGAUUUAAUUUUUAAGAAUUCACAAUAAACAUUUGACAGAUUUUCAGCUGUUGUAAACAAAUAAAUUCAAUUGCUUUUGUGGGGGUUUUUGUAUUGCAAUAAAACUGUGUGGCCUUUGUAUACAAUUGUUUGAAUUUUCUUUUUAUCAGACGUUGUAUUAGUCAUAUUCCUUCGGCGAAUAAUUGUGGAGAUUGCUAACUAUUAGUGUAAAAUAAAAUACGAUUGUAAAAAUUAAUCCAGUUCGUAGAGAGAAUCUGAAAUAACCAAAUUGAGAUUGAUUUGUGACUCGAAACGUAUUAAAAAAUAUACCGGCUUGAAAAGGGAUUGUACAACUCAAUUUACAAAGGGCAGAUGUUGCUAAAGUGGUAUCUACCUUAUUCCAAAUUUGGAUAGUACGGACUUCAAUUUGAUCACUUUUAUUCCUUGUAAUACUUAAAAAUGAGUGACACAGACGUAGUAGUAUCAUGGAAUUGGACCGAGUUUUGCUCCACUGGAAUAAAACCAUUCGCUCACAACUCCAACGACUUAUUACCCUGCUUUCAGGAGAUUAUACUACAAAUUCCAAUUUAUACAAUAUUUGCAACAAUAUCUGCCUACAAUUUUGGAUAUUAUACGCGUAGUGUGUUACGUGAUGAGCUGCAAUUACGCCUUCUUUAUUUGCGUAUAGGCGUGGCAAUUGUGUUGGCGCAACUUCCUGUUUGGAAGAUAUUUGUUUUUCAUCAUACAGGCGUUAAAUUAUAUGCAGUCGACGUGUUGGUGGUGGCGACAGAAUGUGUGAUGUGGGCUGUUCAUGUAGGUUAUUUAUUAUCGACACGUCGUUUUGGCAAACUCAGCCACCGAGGUUCACUUUGUAUUAAUGUUACAUGGUUAGCGGUUUUAGUUUUGGAUGUUGUGUGGCUACGUACCAGUGUCAGUUAUGAUUGGUGGCCAUGGAGCUUGACAACGGUGAUUUUCGAUAUUUUCUACGCCCUAACAUUAAUUCCCACGGGUAAUGCUGUUUUCAGCACUUCUUUCCGACAUACUUCGAACAGAGAAGAUGAAUCGUUACUUGGUAACCGUUAUACUUACUUUCAUUUUGAUUUAAAUGAAACGCAUCUAGGCCAUGCACAAGAUGACGCCAGUUAUACAUCACGCUUCAUUUUCAAUUGGGUGAAUCCGUUAAUAACAAAAGGUGUCGCCGGUGGUCUUAAAAAAAUUGAAGAUCUCUUUGAUCUACCCGAUUCAUUGAAUAUUUCAAGAAUAAGUGAACGUCUACAAAUUUGUAUUUCGCAAACGAAAACAUUAUUUUGGGCACUACACAAGGGAUUUGGACGCGAGUUUUACCUAAUAGGCGUCUUAAGAUUUAUUGCCGACAUUGCUGGAUUUGCGGGACCAUUAUUGUUGGGUGGUUUAUUGCAAAAUAGAAACGAAAAUGACAAUACAGAGCCGGAUUGGAGUCCUUACCUAUAUGCGUUGGGACUAUGUGCUACAACAUGGUUGUCGGCUAUAUGCGGCACACAUUUUAAUUGGCGUAUGUCUAUGAUCGGCAUGAAAAUGAGAAUCGGACUUGUUACAGCUAUAUAUCGCAAAUCGUUAGAGGCACGCGGUCUUAAGAGUUCUCGUCCAGAGAUAUUGAACCUUAUGUCUACAGAUACAGAGAGGAUCGUAAACUCGUGCAUAAGCUUCCACUCUUUUUGGAGCAUACCAUUUCAACUUUUUACUACACUCUAUUUGCUCUAUACGCAAUUGGGCGCCGCCUUUUUAGCUGGCUUAGUAUUUGGUAUUGUACUGAUACCAAUAAAUCGCUUACUGGCUCAACGUAUUGGCCAAUAUUCGCGUGGUCUUAUGAGCGCUAAAGAUCUACGUUUGGCGGCGACCAGCGAAACAAUGAGCGGUGCAAAGCAGAUCAAAAUGCAUGCUUGGGAAGAUAUAUUUAUUGAGAAAAUUCGCAACUGUCGCAAGGAUGAAGUAAAUUUCUUGAAAAAACGUAAAUACUUGGAUGCGCUUUGUGUUUACUUUUGGGCUACAACACCAGUGUUGAUGUCCUUUUUAACAUUCGGUGUGUCUGUGCUGAUGGGUAAUCCAUUGAUAGCGGCAUCCACCUACACAAGUGUAGCGCUAUUAAAUAUGUUAAUUGGUCCGUUGAAUGCAUUUCCUUGGGUGCUCAAUGGACUUAUUGAAGCCUGGGUGUCAGUGAAGCGUGUCCAAGAGCUUAUUGAUCUACCCAAUUUAGAUUUCUCAUCCUAUUAUAAUCCAAUUAUAAGAUCUACUGGCUAUGAAAACUCGACGAAGUUGGACGAUAGGCCGGUAGUUCUGGAAAUGAAAUCCGCAACGUUUGUACAUGACAAUGGCGCAAAACAAAACAAUAACGGCCAUCAGCCAGAAAGAUUCCACUUAGAUAAUGUCAAUUUAACAGUGAGAAAGGGCGAUUUAAUAUGUCUCGAAGGACCCGUCGGUGGCGGCAAAAGUGCUUUGAUCGAUGCUAUAGUGGCUGGUAUCAACUGCGCAGCGGGAAGUGUAUGUGUGCACGAACUGACUUCGGGUUUCGGUUAUGUGCCCCAAACGCCUUGGCUGCAGCGUGGCACCAUACGUGAUAAUAUCAUUUGGGGCAGUGUCUUUGAUGAGCAAUGGUACAAAGCUGUUGUUUAUGCCUGUGCGCUUAAUGAUGACUUAGAAUUAUUGGGCAGUGAUUUAACUGGUAUUGGCGAAAAUGGGCGUACGUUGUCAGGCGGGCAAAGAGCGCGUGUGGCUUUAGCGCGAGCAGUUUAUCAAGAUAAAAAAAUCUAUUUGUUGGAUGACAUACUCGCUUCAUUGGAUGCGCACGUUUCACGACACAUUAUCAAGCAUUGUAUAUUGGGACUGCUAAAGGAGAAGACUGUUAUUGUGGUUACGCGUAACGUAUCGCUAUUUUAUCACGCUCAUCAGAUAAUCCAUGUGGAGGAUGGCAAAGUAACACCUAGUCAAUACAUGUUUUCAAGUAUUGAUAUAAAUUUAGAAACGGAAGCAGGCGACACUGACGACAUAUACGAUUGCACACGCAGAUCUUCACUUGCGCUGGAAGAUCAAAAUGCUUCUGAUAAAAAGAGCGUUGAUAGCAUUAUGUUAGAGGAAUCACGCGAAUAUGGUAAAAUCUCUUUGAGUGUGCUUUCUUGUUAUUGGCGCGCCAUUGGCACACCGCUGGCCGUGACCACAUUAACUUUUGUAAUACUUAUGCAAUUGACGCGAAAUUUAUCUGAUGCAUGGUUGGCACAUUGGGUAACCGAUACCACAUUGGAUCCACAAAACAAUGACACAACUCUGGAGCAUAUUGUUCACGUACCGCAGCAGUUUAGCAAUCACACUGUGCCACCACACAACACGGGCUAUUAUCUUGGAAUUUUCGCUUCACUAGCAGUGCUGAAUUCGCUGGCGACAAUUGUACGCGCAUUCCUCUUCGCUUUUGCCGGCAUCAAAGCCGCCAUUUAUAUACAUGAACGAUUGCUGCAUAAAGUGUUAUAUACAAAAUUCAAUUUCUUCGACAUCACCUCGGUUGGUCGCAUUUUGAAUCGAUUUUCCUCGGAUACUUACACAGUCGACGAUUCAUUGCCAUUCAUACUAAAUAUACUCUUGGCACAGCUGCUGGGUCUGGCAGGUGCACUUUGCAUCAGUCUAUAUGCCAUGCCUUGGUUGGGUCUGAUUAUCAUACCGAUGGUACCGAUUUAUCUCAAUCUACAAUAUCGCUAUCGCCACGCUUCGCGUGACAUAAAACGACUCUCGAGCAAUGCACUAUCGCCACUCUAUACACAUUUCACAGAAACACUGCAAGGUCUGGUCACCAUACGUACCAUGCGUGCGAGUGCACGUUUCCAACGUGACUUCCACGCCAAGCUGGAGGAGAGCAUUAAGGCGCAGUUAACAUCGGCGGCAGCACAACAAUGGUUAAGUCUACGCCUACAACUGUUAGGCGUAUUGCUUGUAGCUGGCGCUGGCUUUUUAACUGCCAUAACAUCGGCACAUGUGACCAAUCCCGGACUAGUUGGUUUGGCCAUUUCGUAUGCACUUUCUAUUACUGGGCUGCUAAGUGGUUUACUUAAUGCUGUUGCGGAAACAGAACAGGAAUUUGUCGCAGUCGAACGUGUAAAUGAGUAUAUGCAAUUGGAGGGUGAAGAAAAUGCUGAAGGCACUUGUGAUCCGCCGUUCGGUUGGCCGAGUCAGGGUGCAUUGAAAUUCGAAAAUGUGGAACUGCGUUAUCGCGACAAUAUAGCGCCGUCGCUACACGACAUCAAUUUGCGUACAGAGGCGUUUGAGCGUGUUGGCGUUGUGGGUCGCACUGGCGCAGGUAAGUCGACGCUUGUGGCGGCUUUGAUGCGUGUGGCGCCACUAAGCCGCGGCGAGAUCUCGUUGGAUUGUGUUAAUUUGAAAACUUUAGCUGUGAAAGUGCUUCGCGAGCGUUUGGUUAUUAUAACGCAAGAUCCUUUCCUGUUCGAAGGCAACGUACGCGAAAACCUCGAUCCACGCCACACUUAUUACGAUUCGGAAAUAUGGCAUGCACUAGCUACCUGUCAUGCGGCCACACAACUAGUGCAAUCGCUUGGUGGCUUGGAUGGACGCAUCGAGAAGGGCGGCAUCAAUCUGUCAGCCGGUCAGCGGCAACUUAUGUGCCUAUCACGCGGUUUACUCAAAAAUGCAAAAGUGGUUUGCAUUGAUGAGGGCACCUCCAAUUUGGACGACGAAUCAGCUAUCGCUAUGCAACAAGCGCUGCGAAAUUCGUUUAAAAGUUCAACGGUGCUCUUUAUAGCGCAUAGAUUACGCGGUCUACAGCUGAUGGAUCGUAUUUUAGUUAUCGAGCAUGGUGAGAUCGUAGAGGAGGGCACACCACGUGAUUUGGCUCAAAACACAACAUCACUCUUCCAUAGCAUGCUGCAAGCGCAACGCAUCAAUGUUGAGGAGUUUUGUGCGAAUUAGCACCUCAAUACUAAUAGUCAUUCGUAGUAAGGUAAGGUCUACAAUAUAUGAUAAUUUUUAAUUCAUAAAUAUGUUAUAAAUAUAUAUAAAUACUUUGACCAUUAUAAAAAAUUAUUUUUUAUAAAUUUAACUGAACUGAAAUGCAGUUAUGUUUUUGUGAAAACAUUCAUAUUUAUGUAGAGAAAUUUACCUGUAUGUACAGAUUCUGCAGCAAUAAUAUAUAAAAUAUAUAUAUAUUUUACCUAAUACAGUAAUUGUUUUGAUAGCCAAAAAGAAAUAUAUUUAUUAUAAAAUAGUAAUUUACUAAAAAAUUAUAUGAAAAUUAUUUUAAAUAAUAAAUUGAAUUCGUUUCGUCGAAUAGUAUUACAGUUAUAUUCGCUGCAACUGUUAUUGUAAAAUCAAAAUGUAUACACAAACCUUGUUAUUUUGGUUUUGACGCCAUAAAAUCCUUCACAAUUAAGUGACAAUCUGUUUUCGGCUUUAACAAAUAAUUUUUUUUUUGUUUUUAUUUUUUUGUAAGUUUGUUUUUUUCCAAGUGUUAUGAAAGUGUUAUAUUUCUUGUUUCGCCAUCUUGUUGUGGCUUUGUUGUUAUUCUAUUAGCAGCCUUAAAGUAUAAGAUUCUAUUUUUCGGCAUGGAACAGUUCGCUUGAUGAUUUUUCUUUUUUAUACUUUUACAAUAACAAAAAAUCGGGGAAAAAGUUCAUAAUUCCAACUCAGUUCUAGCUUAUAUGUAUUUGUGUUCAUUACAUUGACACUUCCGGUGGCAUCAAAAAAACAUUAUCAUUGAAAUGUUUAUUUUAAUACCCUGAACAGCGUAUAUUAAGUUGGUCACAAAAUUUGUAACACCGAGCAGGAAACGUUAAAGACCCUUUAAAAUAUAUAAAUAUGUAUAUAAAUGAACAGCGUAACGAGCUGAGUCGAUUUUGCCUUGUCCGUCUGUCUGUCUGUCUGUCUGUAUAUAUAUGUGUUAAUUCCUCAGUUAUUGAGUUAUCGAACUGCAAUUUCGCACAAGUCCUUUUCUGCCCAAGAACCUGCUCUUCUGUCGGUAUCGCCGAUAACUGACCAUUAUAGCAUAAAGCUGUCAUACCAACUGACCGAUCAAAAUUAAGUUCUUAUAAGGAAAACUUUUUUAUUUCACAAGAUAUCUUUACGAAAUUUGUUGUUGCUGUUGUUGUAGCGGUAGAAUUCUGCCGAGUUGACAGUCCUUGGCUUAAAUAAAUCCGGGUCCGUUUCAGUUACGUAGACCCGACUGUCGUAGGAACGGAAAUUUGUCAAGUAUUAUAGUCAAAAUCAACGCUAUAAAAUCCGUACAAAUUUUUCAGUUCAAACCACUAUAGCAUAUAACUGCUAUACAAGCUGAACGUUGAAAAUCAAGUGCUUCUAUAGAAACUUUUUUUUGUGAUGGGUAUUCCAGCUACGCUGCAAUCAAAGUAAACGUUUCUUCUUGUUUUAUUUAUCUCUCACUCUUGCAUAGAAUGCUGGCUGCUAUUGUUCUUAAAAUACUAAAUUAUACGCCAAAAAGUAAUUGUAAAUUUUAUUUUAUUAUGUAUUUAAAAUACUUCACAAAUUAGUUUUAUCACAAAUGUUACAACAAGUCUCAAUGAGAAAUGUGGUAAUACAAAUAGUUUUACUGGUAAUAUAUAAAAUGUAGGAUUGAUUUUAUAACACUUCAACACGGCGUCAGAAACAUAAGAAUCAUUUAAUUAUACAUAUAAAUGCUAAGUUAUCUAGGUAACUAAAUCUAUAUAAUAUUAUUAGUUCGAAAUUCUGCACAAUUCAUUUUCACUUCGAUUUUAUAAUUUGAAAUUUAGUUUUUUAAAACUAUUAAAUACUUCAAAUAAUUUCUUAUACUUUCUAUGCGCUAUAAAUCCGGUGUGGUGCCUUCGUAAAAUAGUCAAUACUUAAAUAUUUCAAGGUAACAGUGAAAGCAUCGUAAUUUUCGUGCAUAUUUUAACAUAACAACUAAGAUUUUGAACAAUGAAUUGAUAAUUCAAAUUUGGCAUACUUUCUUUUUUAAAUUUUAAAAUAAUCAACUUAAGUUUAAAAAUAAGCAGCAUUCUUAGAAACAUCUGUUACGGAAACUUUUGCUUUGCCUUUGCAAACUUUUCAAUUCAAUUUUUGCAAUUUAAAUACUUAAAAUAUACAUACAUGUAUGUUGGCAUACAUAUAAUAAAAUCUGCAUUACUAUACUUUAUAAUUUUACACACAAAAGUAAUCUUAAUUUAAAGUUAAAAUUAUGUGAAAAGGCAAUAUAAAUACACAUGCGCAUGCACAUACAUGGUAAACACAUGCAAAAGCGUAUUGAAAUGCGUCAAAACAAAAAAAAAAAGCGAAAAAUUACAAAUAAACUGUAGCUUCGUGUACGUGCCAGCUGUAGCAUCAACAGCUAUUCUAAAACUACUUAGGAAUUUUGUAAAACUUAUCAAGUUGGAAAAUAUAUAUGCAUAUACUUGUA